AAGACCAGUCAAACAGUAGUCCAGGGCGGACUCGCGUUCCUGUCAGGACUUGUUGCCUGGAACGGCUGGUGACAGAUGGUGCUGAAGUAAAUCAUGAUCCGAAUUGCUGCACUGAAUGCAGCCUCUGGGGCUGCAGACGACCACGAGGAUCCUUUGAAGAGUCAGAAGAGCCAGACGAAGGAAGCUCAGGAAGCUGAAGCAUUUGCAUUAUAUCACAAAGCACUGGAUCUUCAAAAGCAUGACAGGUUUGAGGAAUCUGCCAAGGCCUACCAUGAGCUCCUUGAAACCCCACUUCUCAAGGAGGCUAUGCCCUCGGAUGAUGAGAAGGUCGGCCUCAAACACCCAGGUUUAAUGCUGAAAUACUCCACCUACAAAAACCUGGCCAGCCUGGCUGUGUUCCGAGACGACCUUGAAACCGCCAUGGAAUUUUACCUAGAGGCCGUGUUGCUGGACUCCACCGAUGUUAACAUGUGGUACAAGAUUGGUCAGGUGGCCAUGCGGCUGGUGAAGGUCCCGCUGGCACGGCAUGCCUUCGAGGAGGGCCUGCGCUGUAACCCUGACCACUGGCCCUGCCUCGACAACCUUAUCACUGUGCUCUACACACUCAGUGACUACAGCUGCUGCCUGUACUUCAUCUGCAAAGCCCUGGAGAAGGACCACUGCUAUACCAAGGGCCUGGUGCUGAAGGAGCGCAUAUUUCAGGAGCAGCCCUGUCUGAGGAAGGACUCUUUCCACAUGUUCCUGAAAUGCGACAUGUCGGUGCACUCGGUGGACGUGGAGGAGGAGGAGGCCCGGGUCAUCGUGCAGGAGGGGCUGGACUUGCGCCGGCGACGGCAGCUUCUCUCCGCCCAGGAGCCCAAGCCCGACCUGGUCCUGGUGCGGCCCAUCACUUACUUCACGUGGAAGUGUCUUGGGGAGAGCCUGCUGGCCAUGUACAGGCACCAGACCACCUGUGAGCCCCCCCGUCCCGGCCUGGGAAGACGGAUCGACCUGUCGGAGUACCGGGACCCGGCCCGCCUCCAAACAUUGCCACAGACCUUCACCCCGGUCAGCGUGAUCCAGACCCUGCCCUGCAGCAGCCCCAGCUCCUCCCUGCCCCCGGUCAGCGAGCCGCCCCCCAUCCCCCAGCCCACCACCCUGGCCCAGAUCGCCCAGAGCCAGAACACUGUGGAGGUCACCACGUCAGCCCCCAUCAUGGCAGUGGACAGCUCUCUCAGUGACAAGGUGAAGAAAGCCACUAAGCGGAAGCGCACGAUGGAGGAGAACGGAGAGACGGCCAAGCGCCGUUCGGCUCGCGUCAGGAACACUAAGUGCAAGAAAGAGGAGAAGAUCGACUUCCAGGAGCUGCUGCUCAAGUUCCUCCCGUCCAGGCUGAAGAAGUUUGAUUUCGACGACGAUGAGGAGAGCCUGAGUAACUACGAGGCGCAGUCGGAGGUGAAGCCUGACUCCCAGCUCCACCCGGGUGCCAACUGCUCUCCCGUCGACUCCAUCAUGUUCAUGGAAUCAGAGCGAGACGACGUCCACAGCUUCCUGCUGAAAAACAUGGUGAACAGCGGCAUUCUGGAGCUGAUGAUGCGAUACCUGAAGGCGGUGGGGCAGAAGUUCCUGGAGGAGUGGCCUCCGGGGCUGGCAGCCGUGGUGCUGGAGGUGUACUGCAGCUGGAGGAAGCACAGCAGCGGCCUGCCCAACCCCCUGCUCAGGGACUGCAACAACCAGCACAUCCGGGACAUGAUGGUGAUGAGUCUCUCCUGUAUGGAGCUGCAGCUGGAGCAGUGGUCACUCACCAAAGGCAAGACUGUGUCUCCACGGAAGUGCACCCUGGGACAGCCCGCAGAGCUGGGGGAGGCCGGGUUCCCCGGCCUGCACUUCCAGGGUGACCUGCUGCAGCUGGCCUUCGCCGCGUCGCAGAGGGACCUGUUCGAGGACGGCUGGCUGGCCUUCCUGGUGCGCGUCUACUGGCUGAAGGCCCGAUUCCAGGCCCUGCAGGGGGACAUGGAGCACGCUCUGGAGAGCUACGACGUGUGCACGGGGAUGCUCCGGAGCCAGGCGGGGCAGCAGGCCGGGGGCGAGGGAGGGGAGAAGUACACCAUCUACCUGCCCAACCUCCGAGUGGACGCGUCCAUCUCUGUGGACGAGAUUGAUAAGAAGCUGAAAUCUCUGGAGCGCUGCCAGUCCCUGGAGGAGAUCCAGCGCUUCUUUGAGUCCGGGGACUACGACUCCGUGGUGCGGCUGCUGCGGCCCACCCUCAGCUGCGGGGGCUCCGGGCGCCUCAAGGCCCUGGACUUCAUCAGCUCUGUGCCGGAGAGGCCGGCCCAACUCCUGCUGCUGCAGAGCUCCCUGCUGAAGCAGCAGGACCUGCAGCAGUGCCUGGAGUGUUCGGAGGUGGCCCUGAACGAAGCGCUUCAGCAGCUCACCAGCGUGUCGCCCUCCUCGCCCUCUGCCAAGGAGGAGUGGGUGGCCACCAUCACGCAGAUGCUGGGCGGCAUCGAGCUCUGCCUGUCCCAGAACCCCCAGCUGCUGAACACCGCCCCCCGGUCCGCCAGCCUGGCCCGCCUCACCAAUAACCUCAUCCAGCUGAUUGACUGCAGCAUGGCGGUCCCAGAGGACCCCAAAGAGCCCCACUUCUCAUCCGUCCUCCCCUGGAUCAUCCUCUACCGCAUCAUCAGGCACGAAGAGGCGGCUUUCGACUGCCUGCUCCGACAGCACCUGCCUCCGGAGGACGAGGACGACACGGACACGCCCAUGCUGCCCUCCUCCCUCAUGCUGCUCAACACGGCCCACGAGUACCUGGGCCGCCGCUUCUGGUGCUGCAACUCGGACGGAGCGCUGCUCAAGUUCUACGUGCGGGUCCUGCAGAAGGAGCUGGCAGCCUCCACCUCGAAGGACACCCAUCCAUACAAGGAGGAGCUGGAGACAGCCCUGGAGCAGUGCUUCUACUGCCUGUAUGCCUACCCCAGCAAGAAGAGCAAAGCCCGCUAUCUGGAGGAGCAUUCUGCUCAGCAGGUUGAGCUGCUGUGGGCCGACGCCCUCUUCAUGUUCCAGUACUUCAAGCCCAAGACGCUUCCGGAGUUUGACAGCUACAAGACGAGCACGGUGUCGGCCGACCUGUCCAACCUUCUGAAGAGGAUCUCAGGCAUUGUGCCCCGUACUGAUGAACCCACGCUGACCAUGGAAGAGGUGUCGGCCUACAUCGAGGGCGGGGGGCUCAAGGUGCCCUGUCUUCCUGAGGGAGCAGGUCCAGCGCCCCCUCUUGUCAAUGAGCUGUACUACCUCUUGGCAGAUUACCACUUCAAAAACAAGGAGCAGUCCAAGGCCAUCAAAUUCUACAUGCAUGAUAUCUGCGUCUGCCCCAACAGGUUCGACUCGUGGGCGGGCAUGGCCCUGGCGAGAGCCAGCCGCAUCCAGGACAAGCUCAACUCCAACGAGCUGAAGAGCGACGGCCCCAUCUGGAAGCACUCGCAGGCCGUGCUCAACUGCUUCAAGCGCGCCCUGGAGAUCGACAGCUCCAACCUGUCGCUGUGGAUCGAGUACGGCACCAUGUCCUACGCCCUGCACUCCUUCGCCUCCCGUCAGCUCAAGCAGUGGAGGAGCGAGCUGCCCCCCGAUGUGGUCAAACAGAUGGUGGAGCGGAAGCACGCUAUGCUGGAGACGUCUGCUCAGUGCUUCCAGGGGGCGUCCCGAUGUGAGGGGGACAGUGAUGAGGAGGAGUGGCUCAUCCACUACAUGCUGGGAAAGAUCGCAGAGAAGCACAAACACUCGCCACGGGAAUACCUCCUGCUCUACAAACAGGCAGCUCAUUAUCUGCAUGAGGAGGCGGCCCGAUACCCACGCAAAAUCCACUACCACAACCCCCCCGAGCUGGCCAUGGAGGCCCUGGAGCUGUACUUCCGUCUCAGCACCACCAUCCUGAAGCAGCUGGAGGCCGAGGAGGCCCAGGACUCCCACCUGGAGCAUGAGCUCUUCUUCACCAUCCUCUCAGAGGCCGCGCUCGGACCCUUUGCCAGGGGGGAAGAGAAGAACAUGCCCAAAUCCAGCGAGAAGGAGAAGGCCCCUUCGGUGAACGACGAGGACUCGCACUCUUCCUCCGCGGGCGCCACCCCAGGCCUCGGGACGUCACUCCCCUCCAGCGGGCCAGGUCUGACAUCCCCACCUUACACGGCCACUCCGGUCGACCACGAUUACGCCAAACGUAAAACCUUCCGGCAGCAGCAGCAGCAGCAGCAGCAGUGGCAGCGGCAGGAGGAGCAGCAGGCCGAUGCCCCCCCUGCCUCUGACCACGAUUACUCCCUGCCCUGCUCCCCAGUGUGGCUGUCGUCCAGGAACGAGCGCAGUCAGGACAGCGAGGUGGUGAUGCUGUCUGACUCAAACUCCACCCAGGACCCCUUCACCGACGCCGCCAGCUCUCAGGAUAGCAGCCACAAGGUGCAUUCUGGGAAGGGCGGCACCUCUUCUCCCGAGAACACCACUCCCACAAAGGAGGGGCAGCCACGAGGGGAGGAUGCUGCUCCAGGGGCCGGCGUGUCAGCAGACCCUCCCUGCCUGGGUCCUGUGGACCAGAAGAGUGCAGAGGACCUGCAGGAGGACAAGUGCAUCCAGGAAGUGCUGGACACCCUGUCCAUGACGCUGGCAGAAAUCCCCCCGCCCAAACCUCCGGCCGAACCCUGCCCCCCUCCCCCGGCCGUGCCCACCACUCCGCCCAAGGCCGGCCCGCCCCAACCGCCCGCCCUCCAGGUCACGCCCGGCGAGGGCAGGAAGAAGGCGGAGCCGCCCGCCGAGCUCCCGGACAUGCCCAAAUGCCUGCCCGCCGGCCGGCCGGAGCAGCGGCGCCUCCUGGUGGAGAUGUGCGUCCGAGCGCUCUUCCUCUGCCUCAGCAGAUUCCCACAGCACUACAAGAGCCUGUACCGCCUGGCCUUCCUCUACUCCAACAGCAAGACCCACCGGAACCUGCAGUGGGCCCGAGAUGUGUUGCUAGGAAGCAGUGUCCCAUGGCAACAGCUGAAGCACAUGCCAGCGCAAGGACUUUUCUGCGAGAGGAACAAGACUAAUCUGUUCAAUGGAAUCUGGCGUAUUCCAGUGGAUGAAAUUGAUCGCCCUGGCAGCUUCGCGUCUCAUAUGAACCGAUCCAUUGUGCUCUUGCUGGAGGUGCUGUCUCAGCUAAAGGACCACGACACUCUGCUCAAAGUCUCCUUCAUGCUCCAGAGAACCCCUGAUCAGGGAAAAAAGUAUUUGAGGGAUGUGGAUCGGCAGGUUUUGGCCAAGAGAGCUUUCUUCUUCACUGUAAAAGUACUGGAGGAUAACCUGAACAAACUUACAGGGGUGUCCGAGCAGCCUUCCCCAGCGCCCGUGCCCCCCAUGGGGGAGAUGACCACCACAGACGUGUCCCACAGGCCCUCCACCGAGGACGGCAAGCACCCGCCGCCCAGGAAGCCCGGGCUGACUGAGGGCGCCUGCCCGCCGGGCCCCGAGGCCGGGCCCCGGGAGGCCCCCCUGGGCCAGACCAUGCUGCAGGCCAUGGAGAUGCUGGAGCAGCAGCUGCAGGAGCAGCAGGGGGCCCAGAGGAACGAGGGCUCAGGCCCCGAGGGCCCCAGGCCGGGGAGCGAGGAGCCCAUGGAGCUGGACAGGGAGCUCUGGGGUGGAGCCGCCAGGACCACGGGCCCCCCUGCCACCCCCACGGCGGCCGAGGCCCCCAGAGCCGUGGCGGGGCCCGGGGAGAAGGGCCCCGAGUGCAGCCGGGCCCCUGAGCUCUCUCUGGAGGACCUGAGCAUCAGCUCCAAGCAGCAGCAGCUCCAGCUCCAGGCCCCCUCAGCCAAGGCCCCGCUCUCGGCCGGUGGGGUGGAGCCGCCCGCCGCCCGCAGGCCCAGCAGAAAGAGGAAGCUGCUGGAGGACGCCGAGUCCGGCAAGACCCUCCUGCUGGACGCCUACCGGGUGUGGCAGCAGGGCCAGAAGGUCAUGACCUACGACCUGAGCCGCAUCGAGAAGAUCAUGUCCGAGACCUACAUGCUCAUCAAGCAGGUUGAUGAAGAUGCCGCGCUGGACCAGGCGGUAAAAUUCUGCCAAAUUCAAAUGGCUACAUCAGCACAGAGACAGUCGAGCUGCGACACCCCCACCACGCCCAAACACACCAAGGAGCACCGCGACAUCUUCUUCCCAGCCGCUCUUCCCACCCCGGUCCCGCUCAGCAGCCCCGUCAGCCAGUCCCUGCCCUCCCAGGACAACGAGCCCAGGCCCAGCUCCGAGCCCGCCAGCAAGGCCCCGAGGCCACAGGCCACCGCUGCCCUGGACCAAUCACAGCCCAGGAGAACGCACAGCCAUCCAGCAGCCGCCAUGGCCUUCCUGUCCCAGACAGAGGAGCAGGAGGAGCCGCUGGAGGGGCUGGGGUACAGGCAGCAGGAGUCCCGGCUGUGUCAGCAGAUGAAGAUGGCCAGUGUGUCCCCUGGACAGGAUGCCUCGGGCUGGCUCAGUGAGGAGCCUGCCACCUGCAGCGCACCGCACCCUCCAGCCUCGUCUCUGAGCUCCUCUCCGGACCAGCAGUACCCCGCCGGGGACGCCAGCCGGAUCCGCUCCCGCAUCCCGCCCAACAUGCCAAAGCUCCUCAUCCCGUCCACCGUCACCAAGUUUCCCCCGGAGAUCACCGUCACACCCCCCACGCCCACGCUCCUCUCCCCCAAGGGCAGCAUCUCUGAGGAGACCAAGCAGAAACUCAAGAACGUCAUCCUGGCCUCGCAGUCGGCCGCUAACGUGAAGAAGGAGACGCUGUGCCAGCCAGCCCUGGAGGUGCAGGAGACCUCCAGCCAGGAGUCGUCUCUGGAGAGUGACACGGACGAGGAGGACGACUACAUGGACAUCUAAACCGUGUCACUCCUGACCGUGUCCACCCUGACCGCUUCUCCCCCUGACCGCUUUCCCCCUGACUACUUUCCCCCUGACCGGGUUCCCCCUGACCUCUUCUCUCCUGACCGCUUUCCCCUGACCACUUCUCUCCUGACCGUUUUCCCCUGACCACUUCCCCCCUGACCGCAUUCCCCCUGACCGCGUCCCCGCCCCGUCCCUCUCUCUGCUUGCUUGGAGACUGUACCCAGACGGAAUCCACUCCACGCUGAUACACCUGCCUCUGGUGACCUCUGUUUUAUUUUAUUUUAUUUUAACCCCCCCAUCUGGAGGACAGUAUUUGUAACUGCUGCGGGUUUGACUCCUGUGUUGUCCACCUCUGACUUGUGUUUGUAUGUGCUGUCUACACGUGUUCAGGCGAAGGGCUUUCCUCUUUCCGCAGUGUUCAGCCCGGCGGUUUCUGCGCUGCACUGCUAAGUAGCGUUGGCACGGCGAUAGCUCUGCUCUAGAACAAUCCAGCAAAGUGCCAUUUUCUUCCAUCACACUGACCAGCUGCACAUGUUUCUACACCCAGUACAUGGCAAUCUUGUCAAACAAGAUUGCCCGCAGCAAAAUAGUGAUUUGAAGUCAUUCACAUAUUCAGUUAAAAAUGGUGGAUCAUUGCCUACCCUUGUGCUAUGCAGAUAAUUUCUCCAACUGCAAUGCAAUUUUCCAGUCUUUUGUUUAUAAGAGUGAUGUGGUCUAUACAUAUUUUACAUGUAGUGAAACUAGAAUCGUUAUGUUUACUACGUUUUUGCAGCCUUCAGCUGCUGCCAAACUUUACAAGCAGUUUUCAAAUCCCAUCUGAGGUGCUGAAAUCACGUGCCAAGAUGACAUCACUCCUGCAAGCUGUUUCUUCUUUUGUUUGUGAAUGAUUUUUCGGAGACCCCUGUUUGAGUUUGACCUGCUGGGACACCAACAGUAACUGACAGACUGGAGGGUGGAGGCAUGACUUCAGCAGUGCAGGUUUCAGGACUGCGCUACAUGCAAGAGACAUCCCGCUAAGUGCAGCGUCUCCAGGAGACGGGUUUACAUACGGUUUACAUUGUCAGUGCGGUACACUUUGGUAUUUUUACGAGCUGGUAAUUACCACCGUUUGUAUCAAAGUUACUUUUGCCGAAACAAACUUGCUUCAAGUCCUUGUUAUAUUGUGUCUUUAAUGUGUUUACAUUAUUGUUCAUGUGUGUAUUUGUUUUUGUUUUUUUCCUCCAAAGGGAUGAUGGUCACAAGUAAAAUUCUUUGUCACAUGGAGGGAUUGAACAUUCUGCAACUAGCAAGGUGGCAGAAUCUGGUGUUGGGGGGUCAGAGGGGCUCGGGGAGAGAUUUCAUUUGAAAACUUAAGGAUACGUUCAGUUGGCUUCUGUACAUAUCAUACUUAUUGAAAGUGUCAUUUCUUUGAAGAUAUACGAGUGAUUCACUUGCCAGCGGUGGCAAGAUGGACGCAUGGAUGCUCUUGGUUUUUGUCGGAGCAAUUAUUUUUUUCAAUGGAUCAAUUUUGGAGUGUACAUUUAAACAAUAUAUUUAAAAUGUCUAACUACAGAAAAAUAAAUUGAAGACAAAGAAUGUUUUUAUACAGAUUGUUUUCUAUAUGAAGAUGGAUAUUUGCAGUAUUUUUCUGGGAAUACUGUUAAAGCAGCAUUUUUAAACAAAAAGAAAAUUCCUUGUAAAUAAUUAUGAGGGAAACAGUCAAGUCUCGCUGAACUACCUGUAAAUGUAUGUUUGUAUUUUUCUGGUGUAAAUUGAUGCUGUUUUGUAUUCUGCUGCGCUUCACAUGGGAAUGUAUCAUGGCAGAAAAUGGAUCCCUUCUGGUCGGGAAUAGAUUUGAGUUUUACUGUACUCAGACACCAGGGGGAGAUGUUGUACUCUGAAUACUGACUUGCUGCAUUAAAGAUGUUAAAAACCAAAAAUACACUUGAUACCACA
Conger conger (European conger) is the source of this 8790-nucleotide messenger RNA. It is a transcript of the gene cabin1, whose product is annotated as calcineurin binding protein 1. Gene Ontology annotation, biological process: chromatin organization. Gene Ontology annotation, cellular component: nucleus. The transcript has 39 exons. Bases 94 to 6849 code for a protein of 2251 amino acids. The record is from RefSeq and is a predicted model, not a curated record. Gene Ontology annotation, molecular function: nucleosome binding; protein binding. NCBI's taxonomy places the organism in Eukaryota, Metazoa, Chordata, Actinopteri, Anguilliformes, Congridae.